GUUGCAAACGCCAAUCCGGGCCCAAUGUAAACCGCGCGGUGUCUGCGGUGGAAAAUUGUAGGUCUUAUCAAGGAAGGAAAAGUCGGUGAGCUCCCUCGUCUAAUCAUGCACUCUUAUCUCACUCGAAAUGAGUUUCAAGAUAUCGAGAAGAAAAAUGACCCGUCGCUGCACACGCGUGUCCUGCACGCAUUCCUGUCCGGCCUCAAGUUCUCGAAGGAGAAAUCUCGAGUCGACACGGAAGAGGCGAGGAAGUAUUUCGAUCGGUGCCUUGAUUUGCGCGCUCAGGAACCAUGGCCGCAACCGAUUACCUUGUACCAGCCGUACGAGGUGGAGCAGAUUCUGCUUCCCGACAACGCGAACUGCCUGGCGGUGCAGGCCUUCCUCAAGAUGUGCCAGCUCGACUUUCAGAUAGAGCCGAGGAAGAAUGCGGAGUUCAUGUCGCCGUCCGGUCGCGUGCCCUUCAUCAAAUGCGGCACGAAAUUGAUAUCCGAGUUCGACGGUAUAGUCGCGCACAUAGGAAGCAAAGGGACAAGCCUGUCCGAUCAUCUGGACCCCGCCGGCAAGGUGGACAUGAGGGCGUACCAGUCUCUCGUUAACAAUGUAUUUGUCAACGCGGAACUGUACAUCUGCUGGGUGGAUCCGGCGAUUUUGAAUGGGGUCACGAAGCAGAGGCACGGAAGCGUGUACCCUUGGCCGCUUAAUCAUUAUUUGAACUGGCAGAAGAGACGAGAGGUCAUAAAAAGGCUCAGCGUACUCGGCUGGUACAACAAGAGCUUAGACGAGGUCUUUGACGACGUGAAGAAGUGUUGCAUAGCGUUAUCGGAGAGGCUAGCGGACGAGGAAUUUUUCUUUGGAAAAGACAAACCCAACGAGUUGGACGCCCUGGUUUUUGGUCACAUAUUCACGAUAAUCACGACACCGCUGCUCGACAACAAGCUGGCUAUGAUCGUGCGGGGCCAUCCGAAGCUCGUGAAUCUCUGUAAACGCAUCGAGAUUAGCUUUUUUUCUCCUCAAGCUAUAGACAGUCAGACUAAUGAAACGCUGGAGUUCAAGAAUUAAGCCAAUGAUCCAACCGUGCAGAGGAUAUCGAAUUAAAAGAGAACACGGCGAUCUUUGUUUUAAAUAAAUUCAAACGUGAUAUCCCAAUGUCGGGCGAUAAAAACGUGCCGAGGCAUAUCGAAGCACGGUUUCGGAAGCUAUCGAUUAGGUAUAUAAAAUCUCUCGUUUUCAUCCAAUGUACUGCCGAUUGUCAUAUCAAUGUUCACAGUGAUAUUUAUAUAUGAUCAUUUUUACAUAUUUAUAAUUAUUUUAUUGAAGUAUGUAGUUUUAAUAGUAUAAUGUAUAAUUGUUAAGCGCGCCGUUAGAUUAAAGUAUGUCAUCGAUGUUGUACAGUAAUGUAGAUCAGGGAGAAACAAUUUUCUAGUCAAUACACCAUUCUCCAUUUUUGUCUGUUGCAUGCAGAUACGAGAGAGGUAAUUUUCGAUGUAUACAUCGUGUAUAUAUGUAAUGACUGCAUGUAAAAAAUUUGAAUACAUAUUUUCUCUGAGUCUAUGUUAAUA
Messenger RNA from Temnothorax curvispinosus, 1559 nucleotides. Its product is annotated as metaxin-2. The transcript is spliced from 5 exons. The record is from RefSeq and is a predicted model, not a curated record. Gene Ontology annotation, biological process: mitochondrion organization. The coding region runs from base 106 to 1059 and encodes 317 amino acids. Gene Ontology annotation, cellular component: SAM complex. NCBI's taxonomy places the organism in Eukaryota, Metazoa, Arthropoda, Insecta, Hymenoptera, Formicidae.